Diceros bicornis minor is the source of this 2591-nucleotide messenger RNA. Its product is annotated as translational activator of cytochrome c oxidase 1. Lineage: Eukaryota; Metazoa; Chordata; Mammalia; Perissodactyla; Rhinocerotidae. The record is from RefSeq and is a predicted model, not a curated record. Bases 195 to 1088 code for a protein of 297 amino acids. Gene Ontology annotation, cellular component: mitochondrion. The transcript is spliced from 5 exons.
CCGGCUUCUGCGGGGACGGUGCGGGUCGUUCGCGUUCCGGCUGUCCCGGGUGAGCCUGAGCCUUUAGGUCUCCGGUGACGGGUGGAAGCCACCACAGGCUCCAGACCUGGUUGUUUCGGCGGCACACGGAACGGGCCGACGUUGGCCGCUGUUCUUUCGCUGCUCUUGCUGACCUUGGCCCAGGGUCGGAGCCCAUGGCAGCUUGGACUGCCGUCAGCCUGAGCAGGGCCGCUGCCCCUUGCUUGCGGGCGCGAGGCCCCGGGGCCCGGGCGGCUCUUCCGCUCGGCCCCCCGGCCUCCCAGCCUGCGUCCUCGGACUGUAGCCCCGAUCGGGGCAGGAUGCUGCACCUCACCGCGGCGGUCCCCGCCGGGCACAACAAGUGGUCCAAAGUCCGGCACAUCAAGGGUCCCAAGGACACCGAAAGAAGUCGCAUCUUCUCCAAGCUCUGUUUGAGCAUCCGCCUAGCGGUUAAACAAGGAGGCCCCAACCCUGAGCUCAACAGCAAUCUGGCCAGCAUCUUAGAGGUGUGUCGCAGCAAACACAUGCCCAAGUCAACAAUUGAGGCAUCGCUGAAAAUGGAGAAAACCAAGGACGUUUAUUUGCUUUAUGAGGGUCGAGGCCCUGGUGGCUCUUCUCUGCUCAUUGAAGUAUUAUCUAACAGUGGCUCCAAGUGCCAUUCAGACAUCAAACACAUCCUGAACAAGAAUGGGGGAAUGAUGGCUGAAGGAGCUCGCCACUCCUUUGACAAAAAGGGGGUGAUUGUGGUUGGAGUGGAGGACAGAGAGAAGAACGCUGUGAACCUAGAGCGUGCCCUGGAGCUGGCAAUCGAAGCAGGAGCUGAGGAUGUCAAGGAAACUGAAGACGAAGAGGAAAAGAACAUUUUUAAAUUUAUUUGUGAUGCCUCUUCACUGCAUCAAGUGAGGAAGAAGCUGGACUCCCUGGGCUUGUGUUCUGCGUCUUGUACGCUGGAGUUCAUCCCCAACACAAAGGUGCGGCUGGCUGACCCCGACCUGGAGCAGGCUGCCCGUCUCAUCCAGGCUCUCGGCAACCAUGAGGAUGUGAUCCAGGUCUAUGACAACAUUGAGUAACCAGUCUGUGUGUGCCCUUGGGCUCCUUCCGAGGCAACUGGCAGCCUAUUCUGGAGCACAGGCUUCUGCAGCAUCCUCUGAGACUGAAGCAGAUGGGGGACCUAGCAGGUUAGGAGGCAUAAGGACUGCAGCUCUAUGGCUAAGGGAAUCACCACAUCUCUGUGGGGCCUCUUUGUCAGCUCUGCUGGUAUGUCAGAGCCCUCCUGGAUGAGUCCCCCCACUCCCUCCUGGAUGCAGGGUGGCGCCAGCCAGCUGAUCAGACUCUGAUCUCAGGAAGUUGGCCCUUGUGGGGAUGGUAGGUGCCCUGAGGGCGCGUGUACUAGAAACUGCUCUUAAAUAAUAACAGUGAUUGAUCUGGUUUGCUGCAUCGCUGUUGUAUGACCCUUCAGUUUUCCUGGGUUUAUGUCCAGCUCUUGGGACCCUCUUGACUUCCUUUCAAGUCUAUGGGCUUAGUUCCACUACUCCAGUCCCAGGACUGUUGUUUAUUUAUUUAUUUUUUUUGAUUGACCAGAGAAAUGUAACUCUCUUCAGGCGCUCUGUCCUCUGCUGCUGGUCUAAUGGCCUAAACCUGUCGUUGAUUCAUGCAACUAAUAUUUAUCGAACACUUACUAUGUACCAGAAACUGCACUUAUCAGGAGCACAAGCUAUUUAAUUGGUGCCCUGUGUUAGAUCCUGCUCUAAGACAAAGGACCUCAGAGGGAAGACACAGGACUGCUCUCCACUGGAGCUGUCCCAGGGCAGUGUGAGCUGCUGUGCAUGCAUCCUUGUUCUCUUCAUGUGGCCUCUGUGCCCUGCUUCUGCCAGGGAGCUUCAAGCUCUAACCCAGUAGGAAAUCAAGUGCCAAUGAUAAGGGACUACCAGGACCUACUUUGCCCAGGCCCCUGUGUGUUCUGAGAUUGGUCAGAGUGGACCUGUCAGCAGAUUGGACUGCUCUCAGACAAGGCUAUGCCAAGCUGGUUUUGAAAGCUGCUUGGUCCCCAGAAUGCCUAACCCUAGCUCCUUUUCAUCCCUGAUGCCAAAUGAUGGAGCACAGGAAACUGGAGAGGAAAGGAGAACAGAAGGAAGGGUGAAGGGGUGAGUCAGAAGCCUGGCCAGGUAGGAAAUAGGGCCCUUGGUGCCUUUUGCUCCUAAGAAUCACUUCUGGGUUUAGAGAGACCAGGGGUGCCAACUACCUGUGCUGUAGCCCAUCAAGCAUGUUGGGCCUGGAGUAGCUUUUUGAUCCCUGUCAUUCACCUACUUAUAAAUUGUUUAAGCAGUUCUGAGCUCACGAGUCAUUUUCCUGAAGGAGCCUCAAGUAAAUGAGGAUGGAAAAGAACAAACACCAAAUUGGGUAUAAAUGUUAACUUCAGCUUCUAGGAAAAACAGAUUACUAAUUCCAUAGUGACUUCAACAGCUGGAGAGCAAAGGCUAGGGGGAGGAAAAGCAAUGAAAUAAUCCAUGAUCAUGCCAAAGCAUAUGCUCUUAUACCUCAUUUCAGAAUCCUGAUACUACCUGGGAUUCUUU